CGGCACUCGAGGUGCUGGGAGAGGGAGAGAGCAAACAUAGAGGCGGAAGGCAAAGAGAGAGAGAGAGAGAGCCCAUUAAAUCAGAGAAACGCUCAGAGAGAGGAAGGCGAGAGUGAGGGAGGAAAAGAAGAGACAUCACAGACUAAGUGUGGCUCGGCUGAGGACUUGACGAAUGCUCAUCCGGCUGGCUUAAGGUUGUCCACACUCACUCAGCUGUGAACGAGUGUCCGGGCAGAAUGGAUUUGGUUUUGGUCCAACGGUCGCCGAGCAGGAGGAGCAGCAGUUCUGUAAACGACUGUGACUCUGUUUGGAUUAUGUCAGAUGCCUCCGCCUUUGUGAUGAAUGGGAAUAAGAGCACGAAGAAAGGAAGAUGAACUUUGAUUCUCUGGAGGACUCGAUCCAGAACCUGCUGUCGGUGCUGUACCCCCCCUUCGAGGCCACCGCCCCCACACUCCUCAGCCAGCUCUUCCACAUCAUUGAUCAUCGUUAUCAGGGAGACGCCCUGCGCUGCCUGCUGGACUUUCUGGUCCCAGCAAAGCACAUCUUAGACACUGUGCAGCAGGCUGCAUGCGCUCAGUACUCUGAUGCACUCUUCUGCUGUGAAGGCUGGCCUCUUUGUUUGCGUGACCAAGUUGUCGUCCACCUUGCUCCCAUCAACCCCCUCAUACUCCUGCCUGGUGACUUUUACCUACAAGUGGCCCCAUAUUGUAACCAAUCAGCUCGCAUCGUGGUGUGCAGCCUCCUGGAAGAGGAGGGGCUUAGAGUGGAAGUAGUUGAGGAGACCCCGAUCCCUGAAACUUCCUACCCUUGUAUAUUCAGCUCUGAGUGGUUAAAGGAGAUCAACCAGGGACGCCAUGGAACGCCCCUGAGCCGAUGCCUGCUUGCCACCCAGCAGGGCGUGGUCAGGUUACCAUGGGAACGGGUGGCCGUGCCUGAUUUGGUGGACGUACCACAGUGUGCUGGGAGUAGUAUGGCCUCUGUUCCUCCUUCAUAUCCUCCUUUACCACCUCCUCUUCCUCCUCCAAUUCCUCAUUCUUCUGAGAAAUCUUCGUCGAAUCGUUCAUUUCGUCUUUCGCCUGCAAAGAAAUCCGCACCAAAAGAGUGUAAAGUAAACGUUCAAAAUUCAAUCCCAGCAUCUUCCUCACAUCCCGCUGCCUUCUCUGUAGAGACAAGAAUAUGUCCAGGGAAGCACGGCAUCGCUGUGUCUCUCUGCCGGGUGGAUUCCACUGCUGCCUCGUCAUCUAGAGUUGUCAAAGUGAAAGAAGCUGAAACAGAGCACAAGCCUAUUGGCUGGGUUUCCCCAAAUACAUGGGACAGCCGCUUUACUGGGUCAGGUUCAGACACAGCGGCAAAAACAAGUGCUGCUUCAGGUACAAAUACACACAAAGCUGCAGAUAAGAGUCUGAUUGUCUGUGAAAAUAAAGGACAAGAUAAACAUAAAGAUACAAGCAGAGGGGGGCCAGCAGGCCAAGCUGCUGCAGAGGGGGAAUAUAUUGAUAUUCUGCAGGCAACUAUGCUUUUUUCAAAAGCUCAGUCGGUGACACAAGAGCAACAGAAGUUAGAUGUAAAAAUGCAACCUCGCACACAAGUCGAAGCACAAAUGCAAAGAUUUCCACAAGGACGUGGACAAAUGCAACCACAUGCACAGAUGGAGUCUUUCAGGCAAACACAGAGGCAGCCAAACCCACAGACCUCACAACCUCAGGCGCGUUCACAACCUUGGGUGCAGAUACCUACAAAACCUCAAACGCACAGUCCUUCUAGAUCAGAAGCUCCUGUAUCACUGACGCCGAACAUGGCCGCAGAAACAGGACCUCCAUCUGCUCCCCACCAUUCCCACCCUGACUCCCUGGAACCCUCUCAGUGUGUCCGCACCCUCCGCUUCUCAGAGAAACCCUGUACUCCGUGCAUGAAGAGGAGACAAGGCGGACAGGUCUCCCGAACUCAGGAGCUGAGGUGCCGAUACAGGGACUCCUACCAGGCUGCUAUAGAAAACCCUGUCACCUUUGGACAGGAGAGAGAGAGGGGGAAUAUGUUAGCUGUGGUGGAGGAGGAUGGUGAUUUAUCACAGUGUGACGCCAGACAGAUGCCACCAGGGACUGAAACAGAGGAUCCAUGGUGCAAUGUACGAGGAAUAUGGUGUGAUCCUGGGAUCCAAAACCAGCCUCCCUCAUCUGUCGGUGGAGCCAUCUGUAAAGAGUCGGGAGAAAAAAACACUGUUCCAUAUUGGAAACCAGAAGAUUCUAGCACAGCCCCCCUAAUAGAGUACAGGUGCACCAAUCCUUUAAAAUAUGGUGGGGUAACAGAGCAGCCGGCCGGAAAAAACGCCACGCCAUUCAGGGAAACAGGGAACACACACACUGCCAAACCGAUGAACGGGAAACCUUUAGCAACUGGAGCGAGGAUCAACGAUGAAAACUUGUCCGAAUCAAAGGAUCCUCAACAGUCACACGUGACCUCUGCCAAACACCAUGGAUUGCAGUGUGGUCCAGGUGAAAUGUCAGGGACGAGCCUGACCCUCAAGCCUUGUGAAAGAUUAAGAAACAGAACCAGUUCCUCUGGGAUGAGUCCAAACGUCACAAAGCCUCUCACAGCGUCACAAAACAGACGAGAAUCCACCUCAGAUGGAAGGUGUUCGUCCCUCUCCACAGCCGUGGUGGACACCUCGGAGAAGUGUGAACUUGUCAUCAUUGAAGGUCAAAAUGUCAGGAGAAGAGAAAAUAAAAACUCCUGUGCAGAGGUUCCCCAGCUGCAUGUUGUCAAAUGUAAAAACAGCACAGCCUUUGGGCUUGUGUCACCCAAGAUCAACAGGAGGAAGAUGGUCAUUCCAGAUGGUGCUCAGCCCAGCAGCACAUCAUUAACCAGCAGACACUGUCAUCAGAGGGAGAACCCGUCUCAGACAGAUGCACCUCCAGCAGCAGAGACACAGAAGAUCUCCCAGCAUGCCUCUGCUCGACCCAGACCCAACCACCUUCCCCUGGGAUCCCCAGACCCCAGAGCCCACCCCCUCUAUCUGGGAGUAGCAUCACUCACAGGCGGCAGAGACAGGACAGGCCGGGCGAUAGUUGAGCUCUAUGGAGAGCACCCAGGUUGGAGAUCAGCUGUAACAAGCCAGGAGAUCUUCCACAUGCUGCUCUACUUCCACUUGAUCAUCAGGAGGGAAAUCAGAGAAGCUGGGAUGACUCUUAUAUUUGAUGCGAGGAAGACAAACCCUCAGCCACAGCUCUACAAGGCCUUGAUGACGCUUCAGGAGCAGAGUCCACUGGUACUGAACAGUUUGGUGAUGCUGGUGGACAAGGACAGCCGUCUCCGGCCUGAGAGAUGUCCCGGUGUCCAGACGGACAUGGUGACCUCGAUGAAAGCCUUGCUGAAGCUGGUGGAGGGGAGUCAGCUGAGCUCCCGUCUGGACGGCACACUGUCUCACAGCCACUGUGACUGGAUAGAGCUGCACCAGAAACUUUUCCCAUUUGUUUCUGAUCUUCACGAAGCCUCCUGCCUGCUUCUGAAUGCCAUCAGUAAGGUAGAGGAGCCCCAGAGGACAGACACUGUGCAGACUGUGCAGCAGUGCAUGAUGGACCAGAGGACUCUGAUGAGGGACGUACUGGAGGACAGCAGAUUGGUCGGCCUGCAGAGGGAGGGUGGGGCCAUCUUGGCGAGGCUGAGAAGGGAGAGUGACCUCAAAUACCCUCACUGUGAAGACCUCAGUGAUGCAGUAGACUCUGUGACGAGUCUGUACAACCACAUGGAGGAGCAGGCUCACGUCCUGGUGCUGAGGUCCAACGUGUCCCUGGAACACCUGGAGUACCUGCUGCAGCUCCGGGAGUUGGAGGGACACUUCACCCAGAUGCAUCAUUGGUUUCAUGUAGAAGGAGAGCGCCACCUGCUGGAGGCUGAGUCAGUGGAGGACUCUGGGGACAGAAUGGAGCAGAUCCUCAACAGCUUCACUGGUUUCCUUAUCGAGGCAAAUGACCGAAGGCACCACGCCAUGUCACUAGUGUCCGAGGCCGAGCGGCUGCAGCAGAGCGGCCACUACUACCCAGAGACGGAGACAUUCAGGACUUUUGUCUGCUCCUUCAAGUCAGGCCUGGAGGAGUUCCUGUGCAGGGCCGAGGCCUGCGGCAGAGAGCUGCAGAUCAUGGUCAACGUGUGUGAUUUUUGUGAGCAGGCAGCAGCUCUGGCAGGCGAAUGCAUUGAUUACCUGGACCUGAGUCAAACAAACUCUCAACAAAACCAACAAGACGGUAAAACCACCAGUGCUUCACUGUCAGGCAACGACAGCUCAAUUCUUCAGACUUUUCAAGAGCGGUUUCUCCAGUUCAGCCCGGAGAGGUUUCAGGAGGUGAAGACUCAGGCCAGCGCCCUCCAGGGCACCAGGGGGAUGCGGGUGUGGAACGUAGCCUGGUUCAGGUGUCAAGAGGCCAUGCAGCAGCUUCAGGAGAGGAUGCAGAGUGUGGAUGAACUGCACCACCAAAACCCAGAGUCGAGCAGCAGUUAUGAGUGUCGCUAUGUAGAUGUGGUGAGCACUAAUAUUCAGACGACGUCCCCCGGUGGACAGAAUCUGGUGGUGCAAUCGACCCCCGGGCCUCGGCACCCACAGUGGGAGGGCAUCGUAUCCGGGGCGGUGGAUUUAGGGAAGAGAAAGACGAUCAUGGGCAGCAACGGCACUAAUUCGACCAAUGUAGCCGGCUGUGACAUCGUCAAACCUGACGAUCCCAGUGAUGCUGGAACCAGCCAGGGGUCAAAGGUCCCUCCCCAGUCACCUCACAGACCAGGAAGGAGACCAGAGAGAGAGGCGAGGAGGAGACAGACAAGCAGAACGAGGAGAGAGCGGGAUGCUGCCGCCCUGUCCCAGUCCCACACCGUCGGCUGCCAGUGGUUUCCAUGGGCGCGAGGCCUCAAAACGAGGUCGGUGAGCCAAGACUCGGGCUCCACGGGGGCGGCGGCGACAGGGUCCUCCACUCCUCCAGAGCAGGGAGUCCGACCGCCAUCGUCCUGCUCCCACCACGGUCAGCCGUCUUGUCGGAUUCUCAAGGAGGCUCAGAAGUUCCAGAUCUCCCGCCACGGCAGCUUCUGCUCAGAGGACUCCUGUCUGAGCGAGCGGGGGGCUGCAGGUGGUGAUGGGUCUUCAUGCUCCAAACACUCCAGCCUGCCCAUAGGGGGCAGAUAUGAGGGGGCCUUUUAUUUGGCCAAACCUCAGGAGAGUGCCAGCAAUGCUCUGAGGCUGAGGCGUGUCUUGGAGGAGCUGGUGGUCACGGAGAGGGAGUACGUACGAUCGCUCAGCUACAUCCUGACCCACUACCUCCCCCUGCUGGACAGACCUGACAUCCCCCAGGACCUCAGGGGCAAGCGAGGCGUCAUCUUCGGGAACCUGGAGAAGCUUUACAACUUCCACAGCCACUACUUCCUGCCGGAGCUGGAGGCCUGCCAGAGGGAGCCGGCCAUGGUGGCCCGCUGCUUUCUCAGACAUAGUGAGAGCUUUGGCCUGUACGCUCUGUACAGCAAGAACAAACCUCAGUCCGACGCCCUCAUCCUGCACCGACGCCACGACAUCUUCAAGAGGAAGCAGCAGGAGCUGGGGGACAUGAUGGAUCUUUCAUCCUACCUGCUGAGGCCCAUCCAGAGGAUCAGCAAGUACAGCCUCCUGCUUCAGGACAUGUUGUCUCUGGCCGGCUCAUACAGACCAAAGGACAUGCUCCAGGACACACUUCUCGAAUCUUCUGUGUGCGCACAAAGCGUCUGUGGCCAGGGUGUGUCUGUGCCUGAUCUGACGAGCAGCGAGAGGGAGCGGGAGAGGUCUGAGAUCCAGGCUGCUGCUGACCUGGUUCGAUUUCAGAUGCGUCACGGCAACGAUUUGCUCACAAUGGAUGCCAUCCAGGACUGUGAUGUGAAUUUGAAAGAGCAGGGCCAGCUGAUUCGUCAGGAUGAGUUCACAGUUUUCUUUAGGAAGAAGAAAUGUGUCCGCCGCAUCUUUCUGUUUGAACAUCUCGUCCUCUUCAGCAAGACCAAGAGGACAGAUAUCGGCAAUGAUGUGUAUGUCUACAAGCAGUCAUUCAAGACGAGCGACAUUGGGAUGACCCAUAACUCUGGUGUGAGCGACCUGUGUUUUGAGAUCUGGUUCCGCAGAAGGAAGAGCGAGGACACCUACACCCUGAAAUCCUCCAGCAUGGAGGUGAAGAAAGCCUGGACCACCGAUCUGGAGAGGAUCCUGUGGGAUCAGGCCACUCAUAGCAGAGAGCUUCGUAUACAGGAGAGGGUGUUUAUGGGAAUGGCCAGCAAACAUUUCAUGGACAUUAAACCCAGCGAUGCUGCGAUUUGUGACCGAGCCGUCAGCUGUGGCCUGCCUGGGAGAAUCCCUGUGGCGUGUUGUUCUCACAGGGGCGUAGACUAUCCACGGCCACACUCAAUUGGCUCUGGCAGCACGGCCUCCACCAACCUCAGCCAAUCGUCUUCCUCCUCUGGCCGGGGCUCGCUGCCCCCUGCUGGAUAUCCCGGAAACCAGUCGCAGGGAUUGGACACCGGUCCGGCCGUCUGCUCCUUCCCUGAGGCAGUGACUGACAAUGAACUCAACCAUCAGCAUCUUCAGCAGCAUCUUCAUCGUAACUGUGAGCAGUGGAAAACUCAUCAUCCUCUAUUGGACAGCACCGAGUCAUCUGGGGAAAACAUCAAUUUCUUGAGCAGCUCGGACCCCAGCUGCCUGUCUGCCAUUGGUGGAGAGGCAGUUGAAAACUCCUCCUCCUCGUUCAUGUCCCAGAAUUCAAAGCUCUGCCUACCGCUGAGUCGGACGCCUAGCGUGAGGAGAAACAGCUCACCGGUGAUCAUCAGAAAGAAACCGGGUGUCCCACCCAAACCUCAGCAUCUAGCUAAUCCCCAGAGUGAAGAAAUUAUAAUCGUAAAAUCAACUGAAGUUUAACCCCCGGAUUCCCUACAGAAGACUUUUGGACGGCUGGAGCCAUUCUGUCAUGCACAUCUUCUGGUCUCUGAGGGAACUGGAGGGCGCUCAGAGAGCAUGUACCUCCGCUCCACUAUUCUGCUAUGGAACUGAGAAACAAAAAAAUCCUGGAUUUAUGGCAAAAUUGGUCCAAUCCAUUACAACACAUUACAUACAAUCUUAACCAGUAUUCCAUCCCCAGCCAUGUUUUUUUAUUUUAAUAUUGAACUAAGCUGAAGACGAACCGAUCCGCUGCUACAGCUUCAGUGGAUUAAACAUGAAGAACAUAGUUUAUUGACAUACUCAGCAUAGGAACCUGUUUUUGUGUUCAGUGAACUAACCAUGUGUUUUUAUGUGGUGCGCUGUCAUCUGCCAUCUCAACAUUUACUGACUAUAUGAAUGAAACAUGUUCUGCAUACACAUGCAUGAGUAUCAGGUAAAUGUGUCAUGCUACAAUAACACAGAAUGAAAGAGUUUGUGGUCAAGGGAUACAUUUGUAAUGCAUGUUUUUGGAUCUUUUGUACUGUAUUAGUCUGUACAGUUAGCAAUGGCAACUGUAUUUCAGAGAAGGAGUCUUCAGUUCUGAGACAAAUAUGAAGUGUCUCUUUGUGCUGCUUUGCUACUUUUCAUUUGAUUUACCUGCAGGCGUGUUGCUAAAGAAGCAUUUGUAUCAGCUGGACUAUAAAUGUUUUGUUUACCGGAUCAGAAGGAGAACUGAGGUUCAGUUCAUGGCAGGAGCUGUGGAGUGAUCACGAGCCCAGGACUGGCUUCAGACCCAGACUUCAGGAAUGGAGAAACACGUGUACAAUGGUGUAAUAAUAAAUUGAAAUGAAUUAAUAUAUUAUUAUCUCUUCUACUUUUGAGCCAUUUUUUUCUCACAGUAGUUCUAGACCAAGAUGGACAGACCACUGGCUCAUGUGUUUUCACAUCUGGAUAUUAACUAUUACAGUAAUUCAUUCUCUUCCUCAAAGAAGCACCACAACAACUUUGUAUUAACAGACAAAAUACGUCCGUACACUUACAGGCAAGAACCACUUCCUGUUAUUAAGGGUCCACUAAUUGUUCCAUACUCAUCAAUGUUCCAGCUUCACCCACAUGAAAAUGACCAUUACAGAAAAGGUGUUUCUCUGAUUAUUUAAAUACAUUUUGUUGUAUUUUGUUUGUUGUCUUUAUUAUUUAACAAGUUAUUAAUGGAAGGCAUCACUUUUGGGUUUUUUUUCAUGCUAAAUGUACAGUAUGCAAAUGAUGACUGGAUCUUUGAUGGUCACAAUGUCGACUUUUAUUUAUUUUCCUAAAAACCACUGACUUUUAAUGACCUGGAAGCUCCACGUGUUUUCUGAACUCUGUAACUUUCUUAAUUUAUGACUUCUUCUGUUUGUGUAAAUGCAGAGUGGGUGCAGUUGUUUUUUCUUUCUUUCUUUCUUUUGUUGGAUUGUUUUAGUGGAAUUUGGAGAAGGUUUUGUUUGGUUUCUUCCUCUGAACUUUGCACUACCUUGUGGAGGUGAUGUGACAGACUGCAUGAGGAUGUGGCACCAAUGUGAUGAUGCUUCACUUCCUUAUUCCACGGAGUAAUUCCUCAGACAGACGGACGGCUGCAGACAUUUGUUUCAAAACUUUUAUCUACCACUGUGCAGGUUUUUACUUUGGCACAAACACCACUACCAAAAAUAGCAAUCUGUUUUUUGUAUUCUUUCUUUUCUUUUGAUCUGCAAAGUGCUUGAUAGAACUGGAUAUAGUCAUGUUGCAGUUUUAUCACCUUUUUCACAACAUCCUCCAGUAAUAAAAACAUAUUGAAACAA
Pleuronectes platessa (European plaice) is the source of this 8727-nucleotide messenger RNA. RefSeq lists its product as uncharacterized. The transcript has 25 exons. The record is from RefSeq and is a predicted model, not a curated record. Gene Ontology annotation, molecular function: guanyl-nucleotide exchange factor activity. Bases 371 to 6910 code for a protein of 2179 amino acids. Lineage: Eukaryota; Metazoa; Chordata; Actinopteri; Pleuronectiformes; Pleuronectidae.